This is a messenger RNA of Engraulis encrasicolus (European anchovy), 1469 nucleotides long. RefSeq names its product chromosome 17 C8orf33 homolog (gene c17h8orf33). The record is from RefSeq and is a predicted model, not a curated record. The coding region runs from base 161 to 1012 and encodes 283 amino acids. NCBI's taxonomy places the organism in Eukaryota, Metazoa, Chordata, Actinopteri, Clupeiformes, Engraulidae. The transcript has 6 exons.
CGGAACCUUUCUGAGUGUGUACUCUGGUGAGGGGGAACAUUUUGUGUGCAAUGUAUGCGCCAGACUGAACGGCAUGACAUGGAAAGAAUUGUCAACAGUGAAUUUGGUUGAUGAACUAUCUCAGUUUAUUUCGUGAAGCUCCCCACAUUGUACCACUCGGAUGACGAAAACACAAGAGGAAUCAGGGUUUCACUGGGCGCGGAGUGACAACUCCUUUAGCUUCAACUUUGUCAGUGAAGGAGCAUCGUCUGCAACUCCACAGCCUCAGGUCGCUGCUGCCACUACUGCUGCUACUGCCACUGCUACUGAGACAGUCCCCCAGGUGCAGGCAACAGGGUUUGCCUUCAACUUCCAAAUACCCUCUGCAUCUGCACACCGAACAGCAAUGGAAGUCGCACCCGCAGCCACACCUGACGCUAUGGAUCCGCCUCCAUCUUCCUCCUCGUCUAAGAAAAAGAAAAAGAAGAAGAAAGGAGGGGCAGCCGGCUCGGCAAACGGCGAGAAGCCAGCUGGACCUUCUCCCCCUGAAGCUCAACAGGAGAGCCCAGAAGUGACAGCAGAGCAGCAGCUAAAUCGUGAGCUGGACUGGUGUAUCGAGCAGCUGGAGCUGGGUCUGAGGACGAGGAAGACCACUCCAAAGCAGACGGAGGAGGCGGUGCGUGCCCUGAAGACCCUGCGGAGCCCCAAAGCUCCCCUGGUGAAGAAGCGUCAGGUGAUGCGCGCCGUGGGUGGAGACUACCGCAGCAAAAUGGAGCAGGAGAGAGACAAGCAGUUCAAACUCAUUCAGUCCUCAAUCAGCUCAGCACGAGUAAAAACCGUUACGGAACCAGCCAAGAAGCCUGUGUUCCACCGAAAAGCCGGACCCAAGUCCACAGAGGCCACACAGACACCCGUGGAGCAGCAGACACAGGCUGGACAGCCAUCUGACAGCACUGGGACCUCAGUCCAGGGCACGCAGGAUGGAUUCGUUUUCAAACCCUCUAACGAAGAAUUCUGCUUCAACUUCCUCUGAGAUCUCUACUGCCAGAACUAAAGCAGAAUAUCAAAGGCGCGUUCAGGCAGAGAGAAUACCUGUACAAGACAAGGGAGUAGAAUGUACUUGCUCUGGUUCAGAGAAGAAAACCUUUGACAAGAGUCUGUUUGGUUCUGAUCAAAGAUUCUAGAGUGCUACACCUGGCUUUAGAAUCUAUGGCUCAGGUUCUGUAGUCCUUGGAGACAAAAUAAAACAGAAUGCCGAUGGUUCUGAAGACAGAUGGCAUUGUUGUGCAGAAUUCUAUGGCAAUGUUCUAGAAACAACUCUUCUGGUAGUCUUAAUCAUAGACAUCAUAUAGAAUACUAGUUAUAUUAUAUAUGAUGCCUAUGGUCUUAAUUAUGUAGUUGUUGGUUAAAUGCAUUUGCAUGUGGACUGAGACUGAGACUUUUAUUUUUGUGCCUACACAGUUGGAAUAAUAAAAUGUCACUUCAAUCAC